Molecule: messenger RNA, 1398 nt
Organism: Porites lobata
Lineage: Eukaryota; Metazoa; Cnidaria; Anthozoa; Scleractinia; Poritidae
Source: the annotation of a GenBank genome assembly
GGUACGCGGAGCAAGUGGCGUCCAAUCGCGUUUAACCUGCAAGCCGAACUGUUGAAAUACUGCCAGUCCGACGUGCAGAUCCUGAAACAGGCGUGUACCCUGUUCGAGCGCGAAUUCAGGGGCAUUUGCAGGUUCGACCCCUUUGAACAAUGCAUCACCAUCGCCUCGACGUGCAACGUGGCCUACCUCGCCAUUGGAUGCGGCCCCGAACCCUGGCCAUCAAACCACUGCACGGCUGGCAUCCGCAGAUCCGUCAAUCGAGAGCCACCUUGGAAUGGUUGUACCACCUGGAACGCAUCCUGCCCCCACCCACGGACGGUGAACCCCGCCUACGCCACAGCCGUAACGGAGGCGAAGUGCUGUUCUGGAUCAGCGAGCAUCACUACUACGGGGACGGCUACGAUCCGCGCACCGGGUUCGUGUACGAAUUCUACGGGUGUUUCUACCACAGGUGCCCCGAAUGUUUUCCCCAGCGACACCAGCGGCACGCCAAACUCGACGGGGCCACGCCCCACGAACUGUACACACGCACGGUCCAACGGGCCGAACGCAUCCGUCAAGGCGGUCACGUGGUGGUCGAAAAGUGGGAGUGCGAAUGGGAAGCCCAAAAGAGGGAGGAUCCCGAGUUGCGCCUGUGGGCCAAGACCCUGGAUCUGGUGACACCCUGGAUCCCCGCGAGGCCUUCUUCGGCAGACGGACCGAAGCAGUCCGAUCCCACUGUCAGGCCCAGCCGGACCAACACAUCUUCUACGACGAUUUCACGUCGCUGUACCCGUGGGUCAAUAAGAACUGCAAGUACCCCGUGGGUCAUCCCGUCAUUCACACGCAGUUUACCUGCCAGACCCCCGAAGACUGGGACCGACUGGUGCGCCAGCAAUUGUACGGGUUGGUCCAAUGCCGCGUCCUGCCGCCUCACUACCUGUUUCAUCCCGUGCUGCCCGUCCGCGUGGCCGGCAAGUUGCUGUUUCCCCUGUGCAUCCAAUGCACCCGAGACCAAGUGCCCCUGCCCUGGACGGAACGCACUCACGUCUGUGACCACACCCCUCGCAAACGAGCCUUCGUGGGUACCUGGUGCACGCCCGAAUUGGUGCUGGCCCGGACCAGGGGUACGUGAUCCUCCACAUCUACGAACUGUGGAACUUUCGUCAGACCUCCACCACCCUGUUCAGGGAUUACAUCAAUACGUGGAUCAAGGUGAAACAGGAAGGCGACGGCUGGCCCUCGCCCGAGGUGGCCAAAGAUCCCAGCUUGCAGAUCGAGUACCUGGAAGAGUUUCGGCGCGUCGAAGGGGUGAUCCUCAACCCGGCCAAGAUCGAACGCAACGAGGGUCGACGCACGUUGGGCAAAUUGAUGGCCAACAGUUUCUGGGGUAAAUUCGGCCAACGCACCAACAAGACC